Molecule: messenger RNA, 2050 nt
Organism: Pantherophis guttatus
Lineage: Eukaryota; Metazoa; Chordata; Lepidosauria; Squamata; Colubridae
Gene: CA9
Product: carbonic anhydrase 9
Cellular component (GO): plasma membrane
Molecular function (GO): zinc ion binding; carbonate dehydratase activity
Source: RefSeq, a predicted model, not a curated record
CGCGGAGCUGUAGCACUUCCCUCCGCAGGCUAAAACGGGGCGGCGCGGCACAACUCCCCGCUAUAAAAGGCGGCAAGCGCGUCUUUUCGAUCUCUGGGAGACGCUCCACUGCGACGGACUCCCGCCUGGCUGGCUGCGGACGCGACCUCGAGGGCAAACGAAGAUGCGCCCCGCGAAGAGGCUGAGACUCCGGUUCUCCUCGCUGCAGCUGCUGCUGCUGCUUCUAUGGGCCGCCCCGCGACCUUGCGCAGCGGGCGACGAGGAGGACGACGACGACGACGCAGGUCUUCCGGGGCACAAAGACCGUCACUGGAGCUACAAAGACAUGCCAGAGUGGGCAUCCAUGUUCCCCAACUGUGACGGUCACAUGCAGUCUCCCAUCAACAUCAACACAGCUGCUGUCAGCUUCAGCGUCAAGCUGGAGCCCCUGCUCCUGUCUGGCUACGAUUUGCCUCCCGAAGAGACACUUCCCCUGAAGAACAACGGCCACACUGUUCUUCUAGGUCUGCCCAAGAAAAUGACACUCAGUGGGGGUGGCUUCCCCCAGCCGUACCAAGCAGCCCAGCUGCACCUGCAUUGGGGAUCGGGGCACACCUGGCCUGGCUCCGAACACACAGUGGAUGGGCACCGUUAUGCGGGUGAGAUUCAUGUGGUCCAUUAUAGCUCCCGUUUUGAAAGUUUCGAGGAGGCUGCGAGUGAGCCAGGAGGGUUGGCUGUGCUGGCUGCAUUUCUGCAGGUAGGGAUGGAAACAAAUGAACCAUAUCAGCACAUCCUCAAACAUCUGAGUGGUAUCAAGGAGGAAGGAGAGGAAACUGCAGUUGCUGGCUUUGAUGUAGCCAAGCUGCUUCCUUAUGACUUUGACCGCUAUUUCCGCUACAAUGGCUCACUGACCACCCCACCUUGUUAUCAGACGGUGAACUGGACAGUCUUUAAUCAGACAGUUCGGCUCUCCCAGGAACAGAUCUCGAUGCUGGAGGAGACCCUCCAAGGAGACGAUGACGAGCCUAUCCAGAGUAACUUCCGCCUGCUGCAGGACCUUUAUGGCCGGAGCAUCCUUUCGAGUUUUCACACCCUUGAGAAGGUUCAUCCACCUGGUGGAGGGCCUUCGGAAGAGGGAGGGGACCAGGCGGAACCCAAAGCAGGCGGAGUUCUCUCCUCUCCUCUGCCAGAUGGCGCCCCAAGAGAUGGCCUUGACCCGACUUCUGGAAAAGAUGCGGAGAAGCGGGUGGGCAUCUCCCUUCACACAGGGGACAUUCUGGCUAUUCUCUUUGGAUCCCUCUUUGCGGCCACAGCGCUUGCCUUCCUCUUCUUCGUUCACAAGCACCGGAGGCAGGCAAGCAGGGAACAAGCCACAAAGCCUGCUGCCCUCUACACUCUGGCCUCCACUGAUGAGCAUGCACUGUAGCUGAUAGCCCACAGGCCACACUCUGCCCCUCACUCAUGGAGCUCCUUCCUGCCCCAUCCUCUUCAAAGCCCCAUGAGCCUCCCCCUCCUCCCCUGCUAGCAGCUGGGGUGGUGCUCAGGCCAGCCAGAGGAAGAGCAGUUCAAAGACAAGAGGGGCGGCCAUUCCUGAGAAGGCUCCCCUCCGGACUCAUGGAAAAGCGAGGCCACCUGCCUAAAAUGCAGACCACUAUGCUCCUGAGACGCUUCUAGCCAGAAACCUGUGACUUACCUUCAGACUCUCCAGCAGGAAACCACAGGCUGCUCCAACUGUGGCAGCACCUGCCUGGCUGCCAGGAAGCCUUCUUGGCAUAAGGGUUGCCCAUCGGCUUUGUAGAGGGCUGGUGCCACAGAAAGGCAGGGAAGAGACUCUGGGUCAUGUCGCGCUCUCUCUCACACACCCUUCUCGUUGGGAAGCCUCAUUGGCCAAAAGCUGGACUGAUCUGAUUAAUGGCUUCUUUAUGGCCUGCACAAACACAGCAGCCUUGCCCCUCGGCCGACUGACUGUUCUUCGCAAGCUCAUUGCAUGACUGCCGGAUGGCAGUGGCCUGAAACCUGCCAACUCUCAACCUUCACACAUAAUCCAAAUGAAAUCAGAUUCUAAAAAAGA